Xyrauchen texanus (razorback sucker) is the source of this 2122-nucleotide messenger RNA. RefSeq names its product signal peptide peptidase-like 2A. Gene Ontology annotation, biological process: membrane protein proteolysis. Gene Ontology annotation, cellular component: cytoplasmic side of endoplasmic reticulum membrane; lumenal side of endoplasmic reticulum membrane; lysosomal membrane. The record is from RefSeq and is a predicted model, not a curated record. The transcript has 17 exons. Bases 128 to 1723 code for a protein of 531 amino acids. NCBI's taxonomy places the organism in Eukaryota, Metazoa, Chordata, Actinopteri, Cypriniformes, Catostomidae. Gene Ontology annotation, molecular function: aspartic endopeptidase activity, intramembrane cleaving.
UGAUUGUGCGGCAGAACGCGGAAGUGGUAUUUUCACAAAAUAAACAUGACAGAAGCGAAACUCAGACAGUAAAUUUACGGUUCUUAAAAGUAAGACAAGAAGAGGACAUCUGACCAGAUGCUUAAAAAUGGCAGUAAAUGUGAUAUUCCUCGCGUUGAUUAUGUUUUGUUGUCAGGUCGGUGGUCAGGAGGCGAUUCUACAUGUGUCUAAUGGAUCUACAGUUAGACAAUAUUGUCUGGUGUACAACUCCUCCUGGAGCAACAUCUCACACUCACUUACUGGAGCUCAACCAUACCCAUUAGUGAACCUGACAUCAAGUUUCCUGUGUGAGUUGGGUAAUAUGACCCCAGGCUCUCUUCAGGGCCAGGCUGUAGCGGUCAUGCGAGGGGAGUGUGAAUACAGCACAAAAGCACAAGUCGCUCAUGAACUGGGUGCAGCUGCACUGCUGAUCACCAGCACUAAGAGUAUGUUGACUCCAUCUGCGAACGACUCAGACCAUUUUAAAUUAAAGAUUCCUCUGGCCCUCAUGAGGUAUCGGGAGUUCCUGGAUGCAAUGCAGGUUUUUCCAGAUGGAAUGGAGGUGAGGUUAUACGAUCCACCUGCACCGCUGUUUGAUACCAGCAUCAUCGUUAUGUUAUUGCUCGCUGUGUUUACGGUGGUCAUGGGAGGCUUCUGGAGUGGAGCAGCGGAAAAGAUGAAGCAGAAUGUAGGCCCGUCAGUGGAUAUGAGCGAUGGGAAUUCCGACAGCAGCGAGCUGUCUCUCUACUCUCCUCUCAAAGUUAUGCUGUUUGUGGGCAUGAUGUGUGUGAUGCUGGUGCUCAUGUAUUUCUUCUACCACUAUCUAGUGUAUGUGAUUAUCGUCAUAUUCUGUCUGGCAUCAGCGACAGCGCUCCAUAACUGUUUGGAUUCACUGAUGACAGCUGUGGGCUGUGGAACGCUAAGUGUCUCCUGCAGGGGGAAGACUCUCUCAGUGCGCUCGCUGCUGCUUGCAGCUGUCUGCAUCACACUGGCUGUGAUCUGGGGAGUUUACAGAAACGAUGACAGGUGGAUAUGGAUUCUGCAGGAUUUGUUGGGUGUGGCGUUCUGUUUGAACUUCCUGAAGACCAUUUCCCUCUCAAACUUUAAGAUCUGUGUGAUUCUGCUGAGUCUGCUGCUGCUCUACGACGUCUUUUUCGUCUUCAUCACACCAUUCCUGACGCCUAAUGGAGAGAGCAUCAUGGUGCAGGUCGCUCUGGGCCCGGGUGCAGGUGGAGAAAAGACUGAUGGUUUGGUGGAGAUUCCAGCAGACUUCUCGUCCUCUUAUGAGAAAUUGCCUGUAGUGAUGCGUAUCCCACAGUUCUCUGCAUUGGCUCAGAAUCUAUGUAUGAUGCAGUUCUCCAUCCUUGGCUACGGUGACAUCAUUGUACCAGGGCUGCUGGUUGCGUACUGUCACAGGUUUGAUGUGUGUAUGGGCAACUCCUGCAGAAUUUACUUCAUCUCCUGCGCUAUCGCGUACUUUGUGGGUCUAGUGGUGACAUUUGCAGUGAUGUUGGCGACUAGGAUGGGUCAGCCCGCUCUGCUGUAUCUGGUUCCCUGUACUCUCCUCACCAGCUCCAUUCUAGCGUCUGUCAGGAAGGAGUUCAGACAGUUCUGGAAUGGUAACAAUUACCAGGUACUGGAUGAGUCCAGGAAGCCAUUGUUAUCAGAUGGAAACUCUGGAUAUGCAGGAGAAAGAGAAUGCUGACAGAUCUCAGAUUUAUACAUUUCCUCAAACACACAACAAGGAAAUGCCAACUAAUAAACUUUAUAUUGAUGUGAUGUGAAUGUUGUGAGUGUUUCAGACUGAUGAAACUCUUUACACUGAAUCUGUCCAUUACAUCGCUGCAAACUGAGAUACUUUUCGACACUUUCCACACAUUUGACUAUUAACACAUUAAAUUGACUAAUGAAAAUGAAUCUAUAAGGAGCCUUAAAUCUUUGCAUCAACCUGCUGUUUGCUUUAACUUUCACUUUUUUUACAUGAUCAUUUUGUAUCAUAUUGCUUGGAAUUUUUCACAAUAUAGUAAUGAAUAGUUCAUGUUUUUUUCCUCUGUGAUGAAUUAAUAAAAUACAAUGACAACAAAACUGACUCUUUAAAUGACUG